GAGCAGAAUCCUUUUUGUGCAGCAGUCAGAUCGCUUCCACACCGACGAGGAGAGAAUCACUGCAAAAAACUUUAUUUUUGUUCCGUCUGAGACAAACAUGAAGGCUGCAGUCCAGGGCAUCCUUCUUCUGGCCUGCAUCGCCAUUUGCACCUCAAAGAGUUUUAUGCGCUGCCGUUGCAUAAGAACAAUACCAGCAGUAAGGCGCUCUCUCAUCACUGGUGUAAAUGUGUACGAACCUCAUCCUGCCUGCCACAAGUUCGAAGUGGUAGUCGUCAUGAAGAAUAAUAGCGAGUUCUGUCUUGACCCGGAGUCAGAUUUCACCAAAAGACUCUUGCGAGACAUAGCAGUGAUCCCACUGGCAACUAGGACAUGAGGCUCCCACCCCGGAUGAGCUCAGGUUCCCACAACUCUGCCAGGAACUGCUCCAGAGUGUCAUCAUCAGCGGAGAUUAUUUCACAACGGCUGGAUUGCUCAGUUCCUCGUUUGUGCCAAAAUGUCAAAGAGUAACAGCCUUCAGUUUGCUUAGUUGGAAUCCUGUGAAAAGUGCUGGUCUUAAAUUUCUGAUGCUCCAAGCUUUAAAGAUUUGAAGGAAGAGAUGUAUUAAAUUAACCUUUACAAUCAAUACUUGUUGUCUAAUAUGAUCAAAUUAACAAAAAAAAAAUUAAAACCUUAUGCUCUUUCUGCACAAUUAAACAUAAAUGUGAAACUUGUGUCUGUCAAGAUUUAACCUCAUAUUUUUGUUUUUAAGCCUGAAAUCAUAAUAAAGACAGUUAUCCUCUA
This is a messenger RNA of Xiphophorus hellerii (green swordtail), 780 nucleotides long. RefSeq names its product growth-regulated alpha protein-like. The record is from RefSeq and is a predicted model, not a curated record. Bases 98 to 373 code for a protein of 91 amino acids. Lineage: Eukaryota; Metazoa; Chordata; Actinopteri; Cyprinodontiformes; Poeciliidae. The transcript is spliced from 4 exons. Gene Ontology annotation, molecular function: chemokine activity. Gene Ontology annotation, cellular component: extracellular region. Gene Ontology annotation, biological process: immune response.